Messenger RNA from Scaptodrosophila lebanonensis, 1068 nucleotides. Its product is annotated as rhythmically expressed gene 2 protein. NCBI's taxonomy places the organism in Eukaryota, Metazoa, Arthropoda, Insecta, Diptera, Drosophilidae. The transcript has a single exon. The record is from RefSeq and is a predicted model, not a curated record. The coding region runs from base 101 to 880 and encodes 259 amino acids.
CUUCAUAAUGUAAGACGCAACCUAUUCGAUUAGUUCCGCGCUCUAAUUAUUCGAUAAGCGCGCCUCCUAUUGCUAGUGCAUAGUUCUCGGAUUCGUCACAAUGCCAUUGUCUGCACAAUUUAUCCGCAAUUUGCAGCGCUUCCGCUUGGUAACAUUCGAUGUCACAGACACAUUGCUGCAGCUGAAGGAUCCGCCCGCCCAAUACGUGAGCACGGCGACAGCCUGUGGCGUGCCAAACAUAGACAGUAAGAAGCUGCAGCUUUGCUUUCGGCAACACUUCAAGAUCAUGAGCCAAAAUCAUCCAAACUUUGGACGCAGCACACCAGACAUGGGUUGGCGAUCCUGGUGGCUACAGCUGGUGGACAAUGUGUUUCGCUGUGGCCAUCCAGGCAUCGAGGAGGCGAAACUUAAGCAGAUUGCCGAGCAAUUGUUGCUGGUUUUUCGUACGCGAGCCUGUUGGACACACAUUGAAUGUGCCGGGAAUUUGGUUCAACGAAUGCGUGAUGCUGGCAAAUGUGUGGGCGUCAUAUCCAAUUUUGAUCCCUCGCUGACGCAAGUGCUCGAGGAAAUGGAGCUUUUGCAUAAAUUCGACUUUGUUCUCACGUCCUAUGAGGCCGGUGUUAUGAAACCAGAUGUGGGCAUUUUCGAAAUACCGCUGAAACGCCUCAAUAUUGCACCAACCGAAGCCCUCCAUAUUGGCAAUAAGUACGACAUGGACUAUACAGGUGCCCGCAAUAGCGGCUGGAGCAGCUUGCUGGUCCAAACUGGCCCCGAGGGUGAAGUUUCAGGCUCAAAUUUGGAUGCUGAAGCAGUCGGACACACGUUCGCCAGCUUGCGUGAAAUGCUUCAGACGCUGGAGACUAAGCAGAUUGUCUGGUGACAGGAUAAUAUAUGCAUAGUUAUGUUGCCAAAGAUUUCAUACUUUUGACGUGAUUUUUAUAAGCUUUUGUGAAUAUUAUAAGUAGAUUUGUUCUUGAGCAUAGAACUAAACAUUGUACAUAGGUGUAUAAAAUGCAAUAAUUUAAAAUAACACUGUUUUAAACAUUAAACUAUACCUGAAUGUCUUAA